ACAAAAAGAAACAGCAUGUAUACAUAUAGGCCGAGCUAGUCAGCGCACCCGCAGCUGCACGCACGAAAACGGUAACUGUGAAUCACAAGUGCAAAAUAGUUAGGUUGAUAAGUUGAAAUAUGAAUAUGUUGAACACAUUUUGUCAUACCAUGAACCUACUAUCAGGUCCAUGGUUAUACUGAGAAGUGAAAGCGGGCGAAUGUGACGAGUAAUUAUUCCCCGGGACACGAGUUUAUAAUCAACAGCCUUCCCCUCUUUCAGUUUCACUUUAGUCUUAACUUGACUAUGGGCAUGGGAGUGACAAUUAUGUCGUCGUUCAGCAUGUUCAGCAAUCCAUUGAUGGUCUGUGCAGUCGCUGCUGCUGCGUUCUAUUUUUGCCCGGAGAAUGGAUUCGAAAUCCGAGUUCCGAGAUAUGUCUUGCAAUGCAUCAUGGGUAGCGGUUUCCUUUACGGCGGUUACAAAAUCUUCUUCUCUAAACCGGCAUCUGCUGUGAAAUCCAAGUUCAUCUACUUUUCAUCAAAAGAGACCAUGACAGCGCAGACUGCAAGGGAAUACAAAACAGACAAAAUGGAAAUGACAACAGAACACCCCUGCCCUAAAGUCGUUCAUCCCAAUGACGUUCUUGUGCGCGUAUGCGCAGCGUCGGUCAACCCCAUUGACCACCGGAUAAUAGCUGGACACGCACGGCCCGUCUUCGAUCAAAUGCGCCUACAAAAAGGGUUGCCGUGCGGUGGUGCGGAGCUACCACUCGUCGUUGGUCGGGAUUGUUCGGGUGUUAUCGAAGACGUAGGAUCGAAAGUCGACAAGUUUAAGAUAGGUGACGAGGUCUUCGUGGCAAUAGGCGCGGAGGAUACGCCAGGAACCUUUGCUGAGAAGGUGUUGGUCAAAGACUUCAUGGUCGCCAAGAAACCAUCAACGGUCGAUCACACCAAGGCUGCCUGUAUACCGUACGUCUGCACCACAACCUGGGGUGCGCUUGUUGGCCGAUGCGGACUGGGACCGAAAAGCACGGCAGGAAAAAGAGUUCUUAUCCUUGCUGGUACGGGAGGAAUAGGGACAUUCGCCAUCCAGCUUGUCAAGGCUUGGGGAGGUCAUGUGACAACUACCUGUCGCACAGAUGGUAUCGACUUGGUGCACAAAUUAGGUGCUGAUGACGUCAUAGACUACGCGAAAGGAACCAUAGAAGCUGCUCUUGCUGAACGGCCCAAGUUCGACGUAAUCUUAGUGACUAUUGAUCCUCGAGCCAUUGCGCCAUGCCAAUCCGCCUUGAAGAAAGGUGGCAAGCUGGUAACCAUAGUGGUUCCUUUCAUUGACAACUUCAGGAAACAUGGCAUGCUUCUCGGAAGGAUGGUCAACGCUUUGCUUAAACUCAGAUGGAAAAUUGAGGAUUUCCUGUAUGAUCGGACUACCAUGAUUUCCUUCAAUCGACCAAAUGGUGGCGCCCUAGAAGCAGCAAGAAAAUUGAUUGAUGACGGAAAGAUCCGUCCGGUGAUUCAGAAGACCUUUCCUUUCGAGGCUGCAAACGAGGCAUUGGAGUACGUUAAGCAGGGUCAUGCCCGAGGAAAGACGGUCAUCGUGAUGCCAAAUGCUGAGAAACGUCACGAAGGUGCCAAAUCUGAAGAGUUAAUAAGUGAAUGAUGAGACACCUUCCCUCAUCAUGCUCUUGGACGUAUGUACAUACCGCGUGGCCGAGCUCAAAAGAGUCACUAUCUUUUAAGAAGGGUGUUUAAAGGGGAAAUCGGUUUUCUUGGGGCGCCUACGUGACCCGUUUAUACUUGGUUUAUGUCCAUCGUAGAUUGAAAUACGACGAUUGCAAAAACUGUCUCCGUAACCAGGUAGGACGCUUAAACCUAGUCUGCAGGCACAGACCCUGAUUGGAACUGUGAUCAACAAGUGUGCCUCCACACAAAGACUAGCACAUACAAAGCUUGCUGUUCCAGAGCCUAAACAGCACACAAGGCAUAUAGGCUGCACAUUCAGACUCUUGACUCAAGUGAAGGGUUUGCCCAGCAGACUAGCUUUAACCCACCAUAGGUAUGAUUGUACAGCUUCUGUCGGAAUCAAAAAAAAAUUGUACAAAAAUAGUCAUGAUGUUAAUAGUAACAGUAAAACGAGCAACAACAAAAAACAAAACGAAACAAUGAUGACCCAUUUCGUUUAUGUUGAUGAAAAUAUAAAUCAUCUAAUUUCACACUAGUCACAAACUAUCAUUGCGACAAUUUAGUAGGCCUGAAUAGAUGGUAAUAGUCUGCAAGAGAACAGCGAAAUAUACAGCAUCCAUCUCGCAGACACUUUCUGCAACGCUCAGAAUACUAUUGAAAUGCCCGUCAAAAUCCCAAUGGACAGAUAAGAGUUCAUUGUCGAAAGUUGGUGGACCGCGGGACAGCGCAUCGAACUGGACAAAAACGUCGAAAUGUAUCGUUUGCCCAGAGUCCAGGACGACACUGAUCUUUUCAGUCACCGAUUUCGACUAAGGCUGCUUUGCUAUGAAGCCUUUUUUAAUAAAAGAUUUUCUGCGUUAUAGAAAGCGUCUGCAAAUGAAUUGCUUAUAUGCUUAUAUAAUUUCAAGGACUUAUACUAUAUUGGAUUUUGUACGUCACGAGUCACUUUUGACAAAGUGUUGAUUGAGUAGAUGUUGUGUCAACAUUUCCGAGUUUGAUAUUGUGUUGAAAAUGUUUUAAGUGCCUGAAGUUCGUUGCCAACCGAAGACUGCUUGAUUGAAACAAAAUUAUUGUCUAUAAUAUUGUUAUAGGGGCUUAGAAUGGCGGAAUCAACGAAAUUAGUAUAUUAUUUGAUUUAAUUCGUCUCCGAUUUCAUGGGUCUAUUUAAAUUGUUAGUAAUUUGAUAGACGCUCAAAGACAAUAUAAAACAACAGUCUGAAGCAUUAAAUGUUAAAUCAUCUUUUGAAAGGUUGGACAGGUGACUACUAUAUCUGAAUGUUAUAUCAAACCUUGCAAUCCAGCAUUUUGAUUAUAGGGUCGAACCUUUUUAACUGGUAAAUG
Messenger RNA from Lytechinus variegatus (green sea urchin), 3002 nucleotides. Its product is annotated as reticulon-4-interacting protein 1 homolog, mitochondrial-like. The transcript is spliced from 8 exons. The record is from RefSeq and is a predicted model, not a curated record. Gene Ontology annotation, cellular component: mitochondrion. NCBI's taxonomy places the organism in Eukaryota, Metazoa, Echinodermata, Echinoidea, Temnopleuroida, Toxopneustidae. Gene Ontology annotation, molecular function: oxidoreductase activity. The coding region runs from base 286 to 1638 and encodes 450 amino acids.